Molecule: messenger RNA, 2121 nt
Organism: Diabrotica virgifera virgifera (western corn rootworm)
Lineage: Eukaryota; Metazoa; Arthropoda; Insecta; Coleoptera; Chrysomelidae
Product: probable methylmalonate-semialdehyde dehydrogenase [acylating], mitochondrial
Exons: 7
Coding region: 105-1658 (517 amino acids)
Biological process (GO): L-valine catabolic process; thymine catabolic process
Cellular component (GO): mitochondrion
Molecular function (GO): malonate-semialdehyde dehydrogenase (acetylating, [NAD(P)+]) activity; methylmalonate-semialdehyde dehydrogenase (acylating, NAD+) activity
Source: RefSeq, a predicted model, not a curated record
GGUUCGGGUUCUCCAGUCCCCUCCACUGUCAGCUGAUGCGAUUCAAUUCAAUUCAUUUUGUUUGUGACUGUGAGUUUGUGAGUGUUCAUUAGGCCGGUUUGACGAUGAUAAAAUCAACAGUAUCACCUGUAGCUACCCUUCUACGAAGAAGCUAUUCCAACGUAGCUCCCACCACAAAAUUAUUCCUCGACGGAAAAUUCGUAGACUCAAAAACCACGGAAUGGAUCGACCUACACGACCCAGCCACCAAUAACGUGGUCACCAAAGUUCCCAAGAGCACAGCUAGCGAAAUGGAAGCUGCGGUAGAAUCGUCGAAAAAUGCCUUCAAGAGUUGGAGUCAAACAUCAGUUUUAACCAGGCAACAAUUGAUGUUAAAACUCCAAGCUGUCCUCAGAAGGGACCUCAAAAAAAUUGCCCAGAACAUCACUUUGGAACAAGGAAAGACGUUGGUAGAUGCUGAGGGUGAUGUUAUAAGAGGAUUGCAGGUCAUCGAACACGCCUGUGCCGCCGGAACUCUCCUCCAAGGUGAAUCUCUCCAGAACAUCUCCAAGGAUAUGGACGUAGUAUCUUAUAAACUGCCACUGGGAGUAACAGCAGGUAUAUGUCCUUUCAAUUUCCCCGCUAUGGUGCCUCUCUGGAUGAUACCGUUAGCUCUGAUUACCGGAAAUACCAUGAUUAUGAAGCCCUCAGAAAGGGAUCCUGGUGCGACUAUGUUAAUAGCAGAGCUUCUUAACGAAGUUGGAUGUCCACCAGGUGUAGUUAAUGUCAUUCAUGGAGCUCAUCAAGCGGUAGACUUUAUUUGCGAUAACAAAGAUAUCAAAGCGAUCAGUUUUGUCGGAUCUGAUGUAGCUGGAAAGUAUAUUUAUUCAAGAGGAACUGCCAAUGGAAAGAGGGUCCAGUCAAACAUGGGUGCCAAAAAUCAUGCUGUUAUUCUGCCAGAUGCUCACAAAGAAUCUGCAUUGGACCAAAUCAUCGGAGCAGCAUUCGGAGCAGCUGGCCAAAGGUGUAUGGCUCUCAGCGUAGUAAUUAUGGUCGGAGAAGCUCAACAAUGGAUCCCCGACCUAGUUGCUAAAGCUAAACAACUAAAAGUAAAUGCUGGACAUGAACCAGGAACUGAUGUUGGACCUGUCAUCAGCCCUCAAGCUAAAGAAAGAAUCUUGCGAUUGGUAGCCCAAGGCAUUGAACAGGGAGCCAAAUGUGCAUUGGACGGAAGAAACAUCAAAGUAGAGAAAUAUCCAAACGGCAACUUCGUAGGUCCAACAAUCUUGACCGACGUCCAAACUAACCAAGUAUGUUACAAAGAAGAACUAUUUGGACCUGUUCUUUGCGUUAUGUCUGCAGACACUCUGGACGAUGCUAUCAAAAUCAUUAAUGCCAAUCCAUACGGAAACGGAACUGCCAUUAUGACAACCAACGGGAACCAUGCCAGACAGUUCGUACAUGAAACGGAUGUUGGACAGGUUGGAGUGAACGUGCCCAUACCAGUUCCACUGCCGAUGUUCAGUUUCACCGGAUCCAGAGGCAGUUUCCACGGAGAUCUUCACUUCUACGGCAAACAAGGAUUAAACUUCUACACUCAGACAAAGACUGUUACUUCUUUAUGGAGAAAAGGACAAGUAGACUCUAGACCAUCAGUCAACAUGCCUGUCCAGAACUAAACAAGACCAAAUAUGAUAUUUUUUAGCUGUUAGGUCCAAAAUAAUUCAUCCGAUUUAUAAAGGUAUGGUAACAUGGUCUCGAAAAUAUUGUCACCAAUAAUGGUAGCUGGAAUAAGUUACGUUACAUUAGGUAAUUCUGGUAUAUAUUGAUUGCUCAAUUUUUUUUUAAAUACGUACCUUUGUAAAUUUGAUAAUUUCUGAAAAUACAUUUUAGUUGUAAAUUAAAAGUAUUACUUUUCGUAUCAUGUAAUUGUCUGAUUGUCUGUUCUUCAAAUGUCCUACGACUGUAAAUAUGAUGUAAACCUAUUUUUUAUAAAUUUCUUUUGAAGCCAUAUAAUAAUUUGCAUUUACGUAAGUUGUGUAUGUCAGAGUGAUGUCUGAGUCACCAAACUUUCGUGUUUUAACGAUAAAAGCGCUGCAAAUGUUAUUUUGUAUUGUUUUAAAUAAAGUUACUUAAAAAUUG